AUGAACAGUUUAUCUUUAACUCAGUUCAUAUCUAAUAUCCAAAAACAUAAAUGGGUAAUAUUUGAAAAUGAUUUAAGUAUAGUCAAGGUUGGGUCAAAAUUUGAAGAUCUUUGUUCAAGUUUUAGAGUCAAUUUAUGUUUAAAUAUUUUAAUCCAAGAGGCAUCUUAUAAACCAAAGAUUUUACAAAAAGAAAAUAACAAGGUUUUUAUUGACCCAAAUGAACAAUCAUUCAUAUUGGCUUAUUAUGAAGGCCCAAAUUCAAAGCCAUUUGAAAAGCUUCAUUUUCAAGAUUCAUAUUUUAAUUUAGUUAAAAUGUUAUCCAACAAAAUUAAAAUUAAAAAUGUUUUUUGUUUUUGUUUAAACUACAAAGAUGAGUUUACAUUCCAACAACAUUUAAAGAAGUAUUCAUUUAAGCAAAUGUUUCAAAAUUUCAGGGACCACUCUCAAAAGAAUGAAAAGAGUUUAUCAGAUUUAUUAAAAAGUGUCAAUUCCAACCAAUGGGUAUUAUUUAAAACAUCAUCAAACUAUUUAAUCAACUAUUGCAUUGGUAUCAAUAAUGGAGAAUUAAAAGAAACAAUGAAGCCCAACGAAACCAGUUUAAUCGUUUUCAAAAAAAAUGAUAAAGAUAUUUUAUUUAUAAUUUGUGAAGGUAAUAAAACUAGAGCUAUUGAAAAAAACAGAUGUACUUUGUUAUCUCACUUUUUAUAUUUAAAUUUAAAUUCUGAUUCAAAAAACAAUGUUGAAUUAGUAAGAAUUACUUCACAGGACCAAAUGAAUCGUAUAGAAGAAAUUUUAAAUUCAAGUUCAUAUCAUGAUGGAUAUAAUAAUAUUUUUGGUGAAGAGAAUAUUGAAAAGCCUUUGGGUCGUGGUUCCUCUUCAGUUCCAUUAAUAUCACCAGCUUAUUCAGUUAAAUCCUCAGCUGAAAAUUCUCCUUCAUUUUUUAUCAAAAAAAGAGUAUCACCCCAUUCAUCAUCUCCAAUGUUUGCACAAAUCAAUGGUUCACCAAGAGUAAGAACACCAAAAUUAGAAAAAAAGGUUGCUAAUGUUCCGAUCCCAGCUUGCCCUGACCAAAAAACAAACAGUAUUAAUAAUGAUAAUGGAGUAAAUAAUCAAAACAAUAAUAACAGUAAUCAAUCAUCACCAAGUAAUAAUGAAAGGGAAGUUUUAAUCAAAUCAAAUUCCAUAGUUCUUCCACUAAGUCCAACAAGCAAUAUAGUUGAAAACUAUAAUAAUCAAAGAGGUGAUGAAAUAAGCAAAAUCAAUGAUGUCUUUUAUAUUGACCCAAAGAAUAUUUUCAAUUCAUUUGACGAAUUUAACAAGAGAACAAUUAAUUGGAUUUUACUUGGCUAUGACGGUAAAAAUUUAAGAUUAUAUGCCAAAGGUAAUAAUGGUUUGCCAGAAAUGAAAAAGCAUCUUGAUGAAAAGCUUACACUUUAUGGAGUUGUAGGUAUAACUUAUUCAGACUCCAGAGUUCCAAAGAUUUCAAAUACUCCAAACACAUCAAACCUUAGACCAUCAUCCCCAAUCCCAGGAUCCCAAUACAAGUGUUUAUUCAUUCAAUGGUUAGGUUUAAGAUCAAGCGCAAAACAAAAAGCAAUGAGAAACAGUCAUUUCUGUGCAGUUUCAUUAUUAUUUAAACAAAAGGUUUCAAUCCAUAGCGAAUAUGAAGUAGAUGAAGUUGAGGAUCUUUCAAAUGAUGCCGUUCUUCAAAAACUAAUCACCUUCAGAGAUGAUAUUAAAUUUAAAGAAGUAGUAAAUUGUUUACCCAGCUCAAACCAAAUUACAGAAGCUGUAAAGGCAUAA
Dictyostelium purpureum is the source of this 1803-nucleotide messenger RNA. RefSeq lists its product as uncharacterized. Lineage: Eukaryota; Evosea; Eumycetozoa; Dictyosteliales; Dictyosteliaceae. The transcript is spliced from 4 exons. The record is from RefSeq and is a predicted model, not a curated record. Gene Ontology annotation, molecular function: actin binding. The coding region runs from base 1 to 1803 and encodes 600 amino acids.